AUGGUUGAAAACGAAAACAACUUACUUCUUGUCAUUCCCUCUUGGGCACAGUUCUUCGGUGACUAGGUGCGCUUCCACGGAAGUUUUCGCGACCAGAAUGUUUGCGCUGUUUCCAACCAGAUCGUGAAGUGCAGCAAAAACCAUAAAACAAUGACAUGUGACGAACAUCGGUGAGAUGAUGUGACAUACGAGCAUCACGAAGAAACGUCUUCGGGAUAAGCGAAAUGGAAAUAGAAAAUUUCUAUGGUUGCUACCUUCUUUACUGCACGGAACCUAAAUACAAGGGCCAUACCUACAUCGGUUUCACUGUUGAUCCAAAUCGAAGAAUAAAACAGCACAACAAGGGAGUGAAGGCUGGAGGAGCGUGGAGAACAAAUUCCAAAGGGCAGUGGGACAUGGCACUGAUUAUCCACGGCUUCCCAAACGAAAUAUCGGCAUUAAGGUUUGAGUGGGCGUGGCAGCACCCAGAGAAGUCUCGAAGGCUUUCCCAUGUAGGGAAAAAGGAAAGGAGGGAGACCAAGUUCCAGUAUGUCUUCAGGGUUGCCGCUACAAUGCUCCGUACCGGGCCGUGGUCGAGGCUGCCCCUAACGAUAAGAUGGCUCAAGGAAGAGUACUACUUAGAUUUUCACCCAGACUUUCAACCACCACAACACAUGGCGAUAGCGUUUGGACCUGUCAAAGCUGUUCGUGCUGCAGCAUCGAAGGAGCAUCUCCAGUCGGGAAGCAGCACACGUUUUAAAGCGUGCAACGCCUGUAAUGGAGUUAUCGAAGAAGGACAUUUCUCCCUCCAGUGCAUUCGCUCGAACUGCUCAGCUACCUUCCACAUUCAGUGCCUCGCUAAACAUUUCCUCAAGGCGGACAGUGAGCAUUUAAUACCUGUCGGAGGCAACUGUCCGCAGUGCAAUAAGUGGGUGCUGUGGGGUGAACUCGUUAGGUACAGCAACGGCUGUUACAGAGACGACGCUUUGCUCGGGAUAGCUGCUGAUGACAGCACGCGUGAUUCCGUGUGAUUGACGGUGAUUAUAUAUACUUUUUCUUUUCGUCGUGUGCGUCUAUGGCUCUGCACAAGUUAUUGUACGCAACGACAGGUCUUGCCACACUUUUUUUUCGCGUGGUGCGUACAGCUUUAAUGUCUCCUCGCCCACAGCAGGAUCCAGCGCUGUGGCAUGUACUCUAUCCCAACAAUCUCGCAAAAGUUUGCAGAAGACCGCGUAACAGAAAGGUUGGAGGGCGUUGGGAACAUCCAGUUUGGGGACGGAUACAAACAGCGGAAUGGGGCAUGGUCGCUCAUCACAAUUUUGUGACACUUUUAUUCACAAAUGCGUGUGCAAAAUUAAAGCAGAAUAAUGAUAGAACAUGAA
Ornithodoros turicata is the source of this 1361-nucleotide messenger RNA. RefSeq names its product structure-specific endonuclease subunit slx1-like (gene slx1). Gene Ontology annotation, biological process: double-strand break repair via homologous recombination. The record is from RefSeq and is a predicted model, not a curated record. Lineage: Eukaryota; Metazoa; Arthropoda; Arachnida; Ixodida; Argasidae. Gene Ontology annotation, molecular function: crossover junction DNA endonuclease activity; 5'-flap endonuclease activity. Gene Ontology annotation, cellular component: Slx1-Slx4 complex. The coding region runs from base 225 to 1010 and encodes 261 amino acids. The transcript has 4 exons.